Molecule: messenger RNA, 705 nt
Organism: Tetrahymena thermophila SB210
Lineage: Eukaryota; Ciliophora; Oligohymenophorea; Hymenostomatida; Tetrahymenidae
Product: translation initiation factor SUI1
Exons: 6
Biological process (GO): formation of translation preinitiation complex; translation reinitiation
Molecular function (GO): mRNA binding; translation initiation factor activity
Source: RefSeq, a predicted model, not a curated record
AUGGCUGAAGAUAAGGAAGUUAUAGUACCUGCAGGUGAAGAAGGCGAAGAACAAGAAAGAGAAAUUGUUAAGAUUCCUAAGAAAGUUGUUUAAUAUUGCCAAAUUUGUUCACUUCCUCCUGAGUACUGCAUGUACUAGUCAAACACCAAAGCUAGAAAAUGCUAAGAAUGGUUAAAAAUAAAUAACCCUGCAUUAUUUGUUAAAUUCUACGUUGAACCUGAAUAAAAAGCUAAAGAAUAGGAAAAGUAGCAAUAAGAAGGCGCUCCUAAGGAAGGAGAACAACCCAAAGAAGAAAAAAAAGAAAUUGAAAAGCCUUAAGCUGAGGAAUAAAAGGAAUAAGUUGAAUUAAAAGAUCUGACCCCUGAAUAAUUAGAAAAAUUAGAAAUCUAAAAGUAAAAGUAGAAUGCUAAGUUGAUGAUGUAAUUAUCUGGCGGUGACAAUAAGAUUACAAUUUUAACAACUAGAAGAAAAUUCAAAAAAUUCGUCACUGUUGUUACUGGAUUAAGCAAAUACGGUGUUAGUUUAAAGGAAGCUGCUAAAAGAUUCAGACAUAAAUUCGCCUGUGGUGCUAAGGAAGAAGGUGAAGAAGUUGAAAUUUAAGGAGAAGUAGAUGAUGUUAUUGCUGAUUUCAUUUGCAAGGAAUGGAAGCAUAUUAAUUCAAAUGUAUUUGUGUACAAAAAAGAAGGAGUCCCUGGAAAGAAAUGA